Molecule: messenger RNA, 897 nt
Organism: Chanos chanos (milkfish)
Lineage: Eukaryota; Metazoa; Chordata; Actinopteri; Gonorynchiformes; Chanidae
Product: butyrophilin-like protein 2
Exons: 6
Coding region: 1-897 (298 amino acids)
Biological process (GO): regulation of cytokine production; T cell receptor signaling pathway
Cellular component (GO): external side of plasma membrane
Molecular function (GO): signaling receptor binding
Source: RefSeq, a predicted model, not a curated record
AUGGUGAUCACCAUAUGGAUGUUGGUUUUUGUGUCUGUGCCUUUCUGUCAUGCUGAAGAUAAAUUCUCUGUGCUGGUCCCUGAUGAUCCAGUUUCAGCCAAGCUGGGAGACUCUGUGAUCUUGCCCUGUAGUCUCUCUCCUUCCUUCAGUGCUGUGGAGCUGGAGGUGCGCUGGUACAGACCCAGCAAAUUCAACACUCCAGUUUUAUUGUUCAAGGAUCAGAAGAUCCAGGAAAGUCCUGUAGACCCUCAGUACAGGGACAGAGUGUCUCUGAUAGGGAGACUGGAGGAGGGGAAUGUGUCUCUGAAGCUGGAGAACAUCACACUGUCAGACAGAGGAGAAUAUAUUUGUCACACUAGUAGUGCAGACUGGUAUGAGGAGGGUAAAACAUUUCUGACAGUAAAUGUCCUGGGCCCUGUACCAGUCCUCUCAUUCACUGAAACAGGAGGUGGAUACUUGAAUGUGACAUGUGUGUCAGAUGGUUGGUCUCCACAGCCCACAGUAACCUGGAGAGACAGACAAGGGGAAGCGAUCAAACAGAACAGUAAUGUGAUGUACAUGAAAGAUACUGAGGAUCUGGUGAGUGUGAGUUCUUGGCUGCUUUUCUCUCCCUCUGAGUCAGAGUGGAUCUCCUGCUCUGUCAGUUUAUCUGAUCAGGAGAAGAGAGAGGGAAGAAUUGUACCACACAGGACAAAAAUAUCAAACUGUGCAACACAGCCAACAAUGUUGGAGCCCACAGCAUCCAAACCCUCAUGGAGAGCAUUUAUUAUCAUGCUGGUCAUCAGUCUGUUGGCCUUCAGUGUCUUAUUCAUCCUCCUCUUCAGCUUAUACAAGAAGAGAGAUCCUCAGAAACCAGUGGACACAGAAGCAGCAGGUAUGUGGCAGUCAGUCAUAUAG